CAUUUCGAUAUAUUUCGGGUAAUUUCUAUCAGCGAUGUGACCCCAUAGAAAUCGUCGUGAAACACGGGAAGAAAGUGUGAAACGUUGGUACAUUAGAGCGGUGGCCAGAUCAGUUGACGAGGGAUGUUGACAAGAGGGACAAUCAGUUACGAGGGAAAUGGAUAUAUGAAUCAGUGUUAUCCGGGCGGGGUGGUAGUGAACGGUGGCUCAACACUGGCUGCCAUCUGCUGACGGUCGCUUUAAGCUCGAGCCACUGGUUCCCCGUGAAGUGCAUAGCCGAAACGAGACGUUCAGCUCUGAAACGACAUCACCACGAGCUUUUUUUCGAAACAUCCGAAGGUGAUCCCGUUCGUGACGCGAUCUACGGGCGACAGCUGCGACGUGGGUUCUUUUACAAGUGUUGUUUUCGUGGUACCGUGUUGUGUUCCUGCCAGAAUCGAAGGGACGAACGGUCACGUACUAGCGAGCCAGGAUGACGGAGACGACAAUGACGUAAAGCCCACGAGGCCAAGUGGAUCCGAUUGGCGGUCUGACUCGUUCUCUGUGUAUGAGUAUCGGGAUCCUUGGCCAAAAUUCAUCUCGGAACAGAACUUGACACUAAAUCUAUCGUGUGAUAUUAAAAAUUAUGGAAAUCAGGUGGAUCGUGAGUCGUGGUACCUUCAUCAAGAUUCGAGAGAUUGGACAAUGAUUAAGGAAACAUCGCUCGAGCAUGCGAUGGUCCUUCGCAGUGCUCCCUCGUGUGAAUGCUUGAAGCUUAGAAAACGUCGUUUAGUCGAUGACUGAACUUUCGUCGCAUUUUACAAUUGAGACUGAUAUCGUCUAUCGUGUUAUCGUGUUCCUCAAAGAACUAUUGAAAUUACGUGAUAUUAUAGUAGUUGUUGAAAUAACGAUAAUUGGUGGUUUGCUCCGCGGAACGUUAGUCCGAUGAAGGAAAUCGAUCGAAGAGUGGACGAUCGGGACGAGGCGAAAUGUGAAGGAACAGGAAACGCGAACGCGGGUAUCAAAUUGUUUCGCUGCGUUGCACGACGUCAUGUUGAACGACGAAGCUGGUUGUUAACGGAAUAUCGACCGAAGACCGUAGCUACCGAAUUAGUCGUGGCGAAGGUCGCACAUAAACGCGUGCACCUCGUUCCUUGAGAUUUGGAUCAGCAACCCCAAAAAAGUGUUAAGGUUCGCGUCCAAACACCAACCUUUGUCAAACAUACAGACGAUUAUCAACGGACACAGCCCUCAACAAGCCAUUACUUCUAUAAGUUAUGAGAAAACAGACCUAACAGUCGUUCGUGCAAAGUGUUUUUUUUUUAUUCGGGUAAAAUUCGUGAGUCAACGUCGUUAAUUGUGUCUUAUCCCUGCUAGUGACGCGUAUAUAUCUUUAAGAAGAUUAAAAAACUUACGACGCACGGGUCUGCAAUUAGUGCGUCCAGAUUAACGAGCAGAAACAUUGAAACCGAAAGUGCGAACUGGAUGAAACUCCCUCGAAGAACAGUUCUCUGAACGAGACCUACUGACCUAUCGACUCGUUGCCCCACCUUGUUUCUGCCGCCACAUUUCUUUUUCCUUUUUUCUACUGUUGCUGUUACUAGUAGAUAUCGAAUCGACUAGGUAAAUUGACGCAUCAGAGGACACCGACCGGUGGAGGAAGUGGGCAUUAGAAGGCAGGAGGGCGACGUAGCUGCGCGUACGAACGCGCGGGUGAAUCGAAGAGAGUCGUUCUUUGAACGAGACCCACUGACCUAUCGACUCGCCGUUCCACUCCUACUACCCUAGCCGUCUUUCUUUCCUUGCCACCCUAUUUGAGCUUUUCCCCCUGCGUUUGUUGGCGUGCCGCGUCGGGAUAUUCGUAAUUCCAUUUCGUGUUUCCCCUGACAGGGGUAACGUUCGAGGAUACGAAAGGGUCGAUAUCAACACGGUACACAUACAUAUGAACACAACGCAAAUACGUAAAUACACGUACAUAACGUAUAUAAGGACAAACGAGUGCCUAAGUAUUUUCAAUCGGUACUUCUGACUGAUCGUUCUAGGUGUAACAAUUUCCAGACUCUCUAUUCCCUUUGCCUUUUUCUAUCUUUCCCGUAUUCGUUACUCCGCUUUGGAGAUUUUUUACUUCUUUUUUUUUUAGCAUUUAUCGCCAACGUUACCGUGCUCAGGGUAUAUUAUUAUUAUUAAUCUCGAUCGUUUUUCGCGGUUCUUUAGUUUCAUUGGAUCGUCUAGUAGAUCGAGUCAAGUAACUGAAUUAAGAUAUCGUUGAUACAAGGUGAAGAGUGCCUAAAUUUUAUGCCUUUCUCGAUUGACUGAUUAUUAAUACGUGGAUCGUGGACACGUAACGCAAUCGUUGUUAUAAUCCUUGUGUCUUGUUCUCAAAUUUAUCUCGCGUACCUAAUUGUUUUAAUAUCCUUUCCCUUCGUCUUUAUCGUGAAAGACGAUCGACGUCGAUCUCUUUCAUUACAAAGUAACGAAGGUCGACAACGUUUUGCGAUCGAUACGAUAAACAGUGCCUCGAGAUUAUUCUCUUCUCUCGACUGAUCGACGAAGAAACAUAUACAUUGUUGUAUCUUAUAAGCUUCCCUGAUUUAUCGCGAUUUUUCGCUUGUUAUUCUCUUGGGUGUGCCCGAAAUUCCUAGUUUUUCACCUUGUUCCCUUUCAUUUUCAAAAGGGGACUGAAGAUAUAGCUCGAAGACAAAACUUUAUCGAAGUGAUUGAAAAAAAUCGACGACUGAUCGAAGAGAAAAAAAGGAAACUCUUUCAACGACGAACGAUAUUCGUACAUACUUUCAACUCGAAUUUCUUCCUCUCGAAAUUUUUAUGAAGUUUUAUUUAUAGUGAUUAAAAGAUUCCCCUUUUUACUCAUCUCAUCGUCCAGAGAAUGAAUCGUGAUCAACAAGCACAGAAUGAUAACGAUCGACUGUACACGAGAAAAGUACACGAAGGUCAAUAAAAAUUGAUCGUAUACUGAUUAUCUUUCCAUGUCUUGCAUUCUCGAUACACCAGGAGCGAUUUCGUUAACGUAUCAGUCGCCAUUGAUUCGAUCACACGAAUGCGACGAAUGCGACGAAGAAUUAACGUAUACCGUUGACUAGCUUGCCAAACUAAUCGAAUCGUCGAACUUUUGCCGGGUCGACAGUACGAUCGAUCGAACGGUACACAGGGGCAGUCCUUGACAGUGCAUCUUUAAUCUCGUUCGCGGAAGAGAUGGCAUCUGAAUCGCGAUUCGAAGCCGUCGUAAUGUCCUCUGAUGUCAAACGGGAUUGCGUGGCAACCGUCGAGGAAUUUUCUCCUUGUAAGAGCGUAAUGUGCUGGUUCAGGCCGUUGACAACGAUAGCUUGAUCGUAAAACGAGGGAGACACGACUGAAAGAGAGGGAAAGUCCAUCAGCAAUAAACUAGGAUAAGAGAGGAGAAGAUACCAGAGGCAGCAUAGGGACGGACGCGUUGUUAAAAGGUCUAUCGAGAUAACAUGAAUAAAGGAUAUAUGUAAAAAAAGAAGUACUAUCUUGUAACGUGUAAAGAGAAAACUACAAAAAACCAUAUAUAUAUAUAUAUAUAUAUAUACAUCUAUGAUCGAAAAGUGUAAAGAAAUUCGUUAAUCGAGCAGAAGCGGCGAGCUGUGCGCAGGUACGAGUCAGGGUAACAAUUUUCCACCUGCGGAGCGAGAUAGAGACGUGCCUGAUCCAAUACGUUCAGCAUCUACUCGCCUCGUCGCAUCGAAUCGCCGAGCCUCGGAGCGAAAACGGGAACAGUGUGACAACCGAUCACGUUCGAAUCACGUUUUUCUCCCCUCGAACGCCAAAAAAAUGUCGCGGCUGUCGUUAAUGGAAGUUUAAAGACCAACUGCAUGCGAAAAAGAGGGAAAAAAGUCGCAACGCGAAUCGAAAAAAGGAGGAACGUAAAGAAAAAAAAAGAAAAAGAUAAAAUGGCGGAAAGCGCGGCAAGUCCGGGUUCCGUGCAAGUAGCUGCGAAUAGUCCGCAGCAACAACAGCAACAGUCGCAACCACAGCAACAAACUCAACAAAAUCAACAACCGCCGGAUAUAAGCAGCUCGCAGUUGGCGUCUCCACCGAUCACGGGCACAGGUACGAAUAGGAAACGAUCGAGAUCUUCCGCCCAGAUCGAAAUAAUCCCGUGCAAGGUGUGUGGCGACAAGAGCAGCGGCGUUCAUUAUGGCGUGAUCACCUGCGAGGGCUGCAAAGGCUUCUUCAGGCGGUCUCAGUCGUCGGUCGUCAACUAUCAAUGUCCGCGGAACAAGAAUUGCGUGGUCGACCGUGUAAACAGAAACCGGUGCCAGUACUGUCGGUUACAAAAGUGCCUACGCCUCGGCAUGUCUAGAGAUGCCGUUAAAUUCGGGCGCAUGUCGAAGAAGCAAAGGGAGAAGGUCGAGGACGAAGUUAGGUUCCACAAGGCACAAAUGAGAGCGGCCUCUGAGACAGCGCCCGAUAGCAGUGUGUUUGAACAUCAGACCCCAAGCAGUUCGGAUCAGCAUCACCCUUUCAAUGGCGGGUACACGUAUGGCGGUAGUGAAUACGCUUCUCCCGGCCCCGGCACGGGUGGGUCGGGUUAUUACAAUCAUCAAGCGAUGACGAACUACGAGCUUAGCGCCGACUACGUCGACAGCACGACGACCUACGAUCCACGACCGACGCAGACGCAGGUCGCGGACACUGUCGCCCCUGAUACGCCCUCCGCUGUCACCGCGACUGGGGUACUUCCCAGCGUGGUCACCACCGGGAAGUCACUGUCUGCCUCGACGACCGGAAGCAGCACGGGGGGUAGUGGUGGAGGUAGUAGCGGCGGCGGAGGCGGUGGAGGCGGUGGUGGCGGUGGUAACGGUGGUGGAUCCGGUGGUGGUGGCUCGGGUGGUGGAGGGAGCGGUUCUGGCACCGGCGGUGGUGCGGCUGCCGGUGGCGGUGGUGGUGCCGGUUCCCUAAGCGGGGGUGGGAUCGUUGCUGUGAAGCAAGAGACCACCGUCGAACUGGCCAGCUUGGGCCACGGCUCGUACACGAUGGUCGACUCGACGACCUUUCUGAGCAGUCAGCAACAGAGGGUCAGCAAUCCAUCCGAGGACGACGAAGUGCCGAGUCUGCCCAGUAUGUCCCAUGCGAGAUAUCCGGCACAGAUCAGCGAGUUGCUCUCAAAAACGAUAGCGGAUGCACACGCAAGAACGUGUCUGCUGUCGACGGAACAGAUCCAGGAGUCUUUCCGGAAGCCGCACGACCUCUCCAGAUUGAUCUACUACAAGAACAUGGCGCACGAGCAGCUUUGGCUCGAGUGUGCCCAAAAACUAACCACCGUUAUCCAGCAGAUCAUCGAGUUCGCCAAGAUGGUUCCUGGAUUCAUGAAGCUCUCGCAGGACGACCAGAUUGUUCUACUAAAGGCUGGUUCCUUCGAGUUGGCUGUGCUACGUAUGAGCAGGUACCUCGAUCUCCAGCAGAACUGUGUCCUCUACGGUGACACCAUGUUACCACAGGAUGCGUUUUACACGACGGACACGGCGGAAAUGAAACUUGUUUCUUGCGUGUUUGAGUUAGCCAGGAGUAUUGCCGAAUUGAAGCUUACGGAAACAGAGCUGGCUCUUUACAGUGCAGCGGUUCUUCUUAGUCCCGAUCGGCCGGGACUGAAAGGGCUCGCGGAAAUCACGAGACUGUCACAGGCGGUGAUCAGGGCGCUCAGGUCGGAGCUGGAUCGUAACCACGUGUCGCCCAUAAAGGGCGACGUGACGGUGUGCGACGCGAUCCUCGCGAAGAUCCCACAGCUCCGGGAGAUUUCUCUGUUGCACAUGGACGCUCUGGCUAAGUUCAAACGAUCGCAGCCGCAUCUCGAGUUCCCGGCCCUUCACAAAGAGCUUUUCAGCGUCGACAGCUGAACGAUCGACGCGGCGCAGGGCGUCCCGACGUUGACGAACAAAGCGGUACGCGAGUAGCGCCGGGCCUUGCUCUGUCAAGGUGAGUUUCACCGUCCGGAAAUGAAUGAACACAGAGAAAAAGAAACGAAUAACAUUUUUGGGGAGGACACGACGAAGCGGGCAACCGCGUAUCAACGACGACGUUACUGCGAGGUUGGGCGUUGAAGCUACCUAGGAAGUGUCGCUCUGAUAACCGCCCGGAGGCGCGUUCUUUUUGGGGGCCGAGCGCUCACGCGAAGAGUCGAAGGGUUAAAAGAACUUAGUGCGAGUAAUGAGAUACCGUCAAUUGUCGUUCUUCUUUUCCAUACUUGAUACGUACUUUAAUUCUUACAACUCGUUCGUUCAAAAGCAGGACACAAGUUUUCGCAUAUGAUUCGAGUCUACUGGAUAUUACGAAGAAAAUAAUUAUCUUUUCUUCUUCUUUUUCUUUUCUUUUUUCUUCCUUCUUUUUUUAAUCAUACUAUGUACUCGCGUUUGCUUUCAUAGCUUUAAAUGAGAAUGCUUAAAUAAAUAAGGAAAUGGAUAGUGUUAUAUAGAUAGAUUUAAUUUAUGAGAAAGUUCAUUAUAUUUAAUUCCCGCUCGUGUAGAGCCUUUGUAAUUUAAUCAAGCGACCAGAGACAUCGUUCUGUGCUUAAGUACAAAAGAAUUUAUAUUAUAAAAAGAUUUAUUUUCGCUCGUGACUUGCACGAUCUUCUUUCAAGCCCUCCGAUUCAACCAAUGAGAGUUAAGAUCCUCGAAUCGAGUCGUAGACACGAGCGAAUUGCGAUUCGAAGUCGAACAAGUGGUUGUUAGGCCACAUACAGCUUUGUACAUAAAUUCUCCUUUUUGGUCUCGUUCCUAUUGACGAAAAUGUAUAACGAUGAUAGAGCAUGACCAUUUCGUAACCGAGAUAAUAGAAUAUCUUUAAUCUUAUCUGUAAGACCUGCGCAACCCGAUUUCACGAUUGCCCAAACAACCGACUUCGUUUACAGCUCGUUAUGCUUCGGAUCUUGAAUUUUACAUGCAAAGCGUGGCCUGGCUUUAAAAAGUCGGCGAUUUCGAGCGGGAAACAAGUAACUGCGGUUAGCUUGCGGUCAUUGUAAGUUUCUUCGUUAAUUUUCUAUACUUUUAUUCGUCGUUAUAAGUAAGGAGAAGGAGAGAAAGAGGGAGAAAAGAAAACGAACACGUAACUUGUAUUUUUUUGGUCAGAAACUGCGUAGUAUCGUUUACGAUUAUUAUUAUUAUAUUAUAAUUAUAACUAUUAUUAUUGCUGUUACUGUUACUAUUACUACCAUUAUUAUUAUUAUGUUUAUUAACAUUUCUUUUUAUUUUAUUUUUAUCAUCUUCCCCUCGUUCCGUUUUUUAAAAGCUCUCGUUUUGUUUUUUCCUUUUUCAACGUGUAUAAACUGCCGUAGAAUAAUUCGCGCUAAGUCCUCUUCUUCCUUUCUUUUUUCCUUUUAUCUGUUUCGAUGUUUCUCCUUUUUUUUAUCUCCUCCGCAAACAUUAAUUAAUCGUACUUGUUAAGUGAAAGUUACCUUGGUGUUUCUGAAAGAAAAAUACAGGGUUCGCGACGAAAACCGAGCGUUCGACCAGGUAAAACGAUGGAAAACACGGACGUAAAGAGUCUACCGGGUUUUUUUACGCGUCUCUUUGAGUACGCGUUCUGGGUUCCUCUCGAAGUUUUUAAUAACCCGCGACGCUAACUAACUUAUUCUCAGCUUGUCACGUUCUCACACGGAGCGUUAAACGUUACUUUUUCUUUAUUUUUUUUUUUUUUUUUUUAGCUGUUACUAUAUAAAUCGACAGGUUAUUGUGUAAAGCAAACGAAUUUUGAAUUAUACACGUUUAAACGUCUCAUUUUGGGACGAUUUUGUAAGAAAUAAUAAAGUAUUAUAAGCGACUUAAUCGUUACGUGAUGUGCUUUUUCUAACCUAUGAAAGUUUGUAAUUAUGAUAGAAAUAUAAGAAUCGUUUUCGUCACGCGUUUCAUUCGCGUUCAAGAGUAAUUUAGUUACUCUUCAUCGUAGGUUCAUUCUAUAAUCGAUACGAAUAUGAUGCGUAUAACGAUAACCACGACACUAACAUUGCGUCCUCUGCGUUUGUACAUAUUGUAUAAAUUAAUCGCGUGAGAUGAUCGAAAUGAUGUGCCGUGUCUUUUAAUUUGUUUCUUCCGGUGUUUGCAAAGGGUUUCUGAAAACCCGGUAGGCUUCUAGCAUUCGCCAAAUCAAUCACGGAAUUCGAGCUUUCUCAGCGCGCGAGUCGAAAGUUACUUGUUUCUGAUCUACAGCGAUCCUUCCUAGGGAGCGUUGAGUCGGGACACGAUGGCAUGCAAAAAUGAACGCAGAAUUGUAGGAGGAACAGCAUGAAUGGAAAGCGUAGGGAAACGGGCGUGUCGAGGCAAUUAGAACGAAUAGAUGACAGCAAAAAAAUAACAUUUAGAACAGAUUUCAAUAAUUUUUACAAAAAUAAGAAAUAAAUUUUAAACGAAAUUAAUUAAUUAAUAAUACUAUAUUAUUGUAUUAGUAUUGUACUUUUUAAAUUUUAAUCAAUUAUGUAAUUCUUGCGAAUGGAAUUAGACACUGCGAUAAAAAUGUUAGGAAAAGAAAUUCAAUUGUUAAAAUUCUUCGUCCAAAAUGAAUAGACCAUAUGUUUUCACGAAUUACUCUUGAUUUCAAAAUUUCUUCCAGAUGUAUAUUUUUUGUCCUUAAAAGCGGAAAAGCUCCAAUGACUUCAAAUAACUAAUUCAAUUUGGAUAGAGAAUAUUAAUCAUUCAAAGACAUAAAAAAUAUCUUGUAAAAAGUCGAGCGGAGGAAAGGUUCGUUCCGCUCGGUCUGACCAUGGCGGGACGCAUCUACUUGUGUUCUUUUAGCCUCGAUAGGUAGGAGUCGCCGCGUCGGAAGUUGGCGCCACGAAAAGGGAAAAAGGAUAAGAAAACAUACACACACACACAUACACAUACACAUACAUACACAUCCAUAAAAUAAAAAAAAGAAACACUUGGACCCGUCUUUAUCGACUGAAUAGUUCUAUACUCGCGGUGCUUACGACAGGGAGCAAAAAGGUACAAGCGUUUAACCGUAUAUUCGUCUCCUUUCUGUUGCAGAUUAUUUCCUUCGUAAUGAACGUAUUGGGCCUUAAAUAAACAUAACAUUGUUAUAUAUAAAGUAUACAUAAAAAGCAACAUAAAGUAUAUAUGAAAGAUAUAUAGAAGUAUAUAUAUAUACAUACAUAUAUAUAUAUACACACAGAUAUAAAAUAUAUUAUAUAUAGCGAGAGAAAGUGUACGAAGCGUGCGAGUUUGUGACAGGAAGAGUGUGUUACAAUUACGUGCGUGUGGGAGAGAGCGAGACGAAAAAUACGUGCGAAUGGAGCGAAUGAAAGAGAAAGAGAGCUGGAGACGACAAGGAAUUUAAAAAGAAAAUUAAGAAUUGCAGUAUCAGAGAACGAGAGAAAGAAGCGUGUGAGAAAGAUAGCUGCGUGAUAAUAGAAUUAACGAGAGAGAGAACUGAGAAAUAUCGGUUGUUAUGAUGAUACAUACAUAAAGAAGUAUAUAUAUUGUAUUAAUUAAAAUAAAGUAAAAAAAGUGGUUAAUUAAGGGCCCCGCCAGGACGGUCCAUGGACGACAUAUAUAACAAUAUAUACAUAUAUCUAUAUUACGGGGGACUGGCGUGUACUAAAGAAUGUUGGUCGUGUCGUCGCUCGCGACAUAGAAACUGAAUACAUUUAAAUAAACGCAAACGGUGCAAAAGUAAAGAAUUACCCGAACGAAAUAGCGUCGACGAAGGGUAUCAGCAUUGUGAUCAGCUGGAGAUCGCAUCGAUGUUACGAGAUGUGAACGCUAUAUAAAACGAAAUAGAUGAAACGAACGAAGGAAAUGGAAUGUAUUCACGAAGAAUGAAAUAAGGGAAAACGUCGACGCGAUGUCUAACUGGCCACGCUGUUCAACUCCCGCGUUAGUGGUUCGCAUAGUUCCCUCUGAGCUACUUUAGACUUUAUAUAUGUAUAAACUCACACACACAUAUAUAUACCAUAAAUAUAUAUACAUAUUAAAAAGGGUGAAAAACGAGCACAUCCCGGCGGCACGACCAAGAUUCGACGGUCCCUGUGCUUAAAGAGAAGAUUUAAGAAAAAGAAAAAAAUAGGUGAAACGCGAGAAUGAAAAUAUAAAAAGGGAAGUACUAGAGAAACAUAUGUAUAUGUGUAUACAUGUAUAUAUGUAUAUACAAUAUAUACAUAUAUAUAUAUAUAAAAAUAAAAUAAAGAAAAGAAUGGAACUUUUGUCCCUGGACCGGCCUGGCCGGCUCACGGACGCAACACGUGGAUAUAAAAAUGAAAAAAAAAGUACGAGAAACACAGGCACACGGAUACAUACACACGAUAUACACACACCUGCAGCGAGACUAAAAAGAAUACGACUAAAAUGGAACACUUUUACAUACACGAUGCCUGCGCGAGCGCGUAGAUAGAGAUUAAUCGAGGUAACAUUAUGUGCGCAUUAUAAACAUUUUGGUACUGUACGGCACUGUAUGACGCAUCUCUUUAUACGUAAACACGUACUUCUUAACUAAAUAAUAAUCCAUCGCCGCGGUGAAGCCUCUCGAAGCGUUUUUACGCACCGUUACCGGCUUUCCUCGCUUUCGUCGGCCAGACGAUACUGGCUGGUCAUCUAUCGUGUCACGAACGAGCGCGCGCCAAUUCGAUUUCCGUGAGGAACGAACGACUGCGUUUUGCAUUCUUUGAGUCGUGUUGUAAUCAUAGGAUCAUUUUCAGAGUGAUAAUUUUAAAUAUUAGAACGAUCUCUUGAACAAAUUCGAUAUUUGAAGAAAAUUUAAUAAAAAUCAUUUGUUUAGUGAACUUUAAAUUUUUAUGAAUUUGAAUAUUAUACUAUUAAUUCAAAAUGUAAAAAAAUCAGUUACACAUUAUAGUUUCGUUAAUAAUUGGAUACUAAUGUGAUACAACUGAUGAUACGAAAUUUAGCGUAUAUAAUACAGGGAUUUUGUUGUAUUCGGUUAUUACAAGCCAUUUGCGUAAUUCCAGUCGAGAUUGUUUACGCUUGUUGUGCCGUGUACUCUACUUUCUUUCUCAAAAUAUUUCCAGCUAGACAAAGACUACUUUAGGUAUUUGGUACUAAAUGUCAACAAUGUAACAAUAUCUUCGAUACAAUAAUCACGUAUGUAAGUUUAUUAGAACUUCCAGAAAUAGAAAUUAAAAAUUUUGUGAGUAACACGAAACAACAGUGUAAACAAAUAAAUCUGCUUCACCAUUUAAAAACUCCAAAUAGAAAUCCCUAGUCAAUUUUUAUGUUAAAUAAACGUUUUUCUAAAUCUUAAAAAAAGAAAAAAAGAUAAGGAAAGGCAAGAAAGUAAUAGAAAUGGUGAUAAGAAUAGGAUCGUACACGAAUCUCCAUUCCUUUCGUUGCUAUGACUAAAAAUAAGAAACAAAAGAAAUCUUUUAAAGUCCGCUAUCACAAACGAAUAUGAAUUCUCAGGGAAGCACUUCUCAACGAGAAAUAUUACGGAAAUCGUGUUGGCUCGGUGCUCGACAUAUGGACUGUAAAUGGAUCGUGAAGAGACACUUCGUGGAUUCAGUAUCAAUGUGAUGACGAUCAACGACCAAUAGGUUUUUUCUUUUUCGAGAGAGACGUCGUUUGUUGCGGCCGCACGUUUCACUUCGCUGUUAAGUCCGUUUUUUGUACGCGAUCAACGAUUCCGGUUAAACACACACAUUAGCUCGUUAGUUAGGUAUUAUUAAACAUAGAGCCGGCCGUUUCUAUCGCAGAAAGGGAACGGUUGGGUCGUCGAUGAGAUGUUAUUGCUGGCGAUUAUCGUUAGACGCUUUAAGGAAAACGCGACAACAAUCGGGUGACUCGAUGAUUUUUUCAAAUCGAGGAUGAUGUCGGUCCUGUAUUUUCGACUUUCUAUUUAUGGCUCGAAAAAGUUCUAGCUCCGUUAUAAAAAAAAGCCAUGCUCCAAGAUCGUGUACCCCGUGAGUUAGUUGCGGUUGCGACGUUCUUCGUGAUUCGAUCCAUCUGCAAUCCGUCAGAUUGUGACUGUCGUCGAUUGAGCAGAGGAUGUUGUAUAGUUGAAUAAAUUGUAGUCUUGAUCUUCUUAAUCUCUGAACGAAAGCCGCGAAUUUUUAUUUAUUAUAUAAUGAAUAAUAGGAUAUUUCGUUAGUUGAAAAUUUUAAAGUCUGAUUCGAUCGAAAGAUGAAUAAAUACCUCGCUAAAUUCUUCGCAAUGUCAAUACUUACAUAUCUGACUGUUUUGUAAACAUCGUUGAUAAAUAUCUUUCUAACUUCGCGUUCGCCGUGAUGUCAGAUAAAGACAAAUGACAGUGACUGACUGUCCGUUAUUCGACUAUAUUAUUCCUUCUGCGCGUAUUCCAAACGCCAGCUCUCGAGAACGUCGAAUUAGCCGAGUUUUUAAGCCGCUAAGUUGGAGUUUCGUAGCGCAUCGGGAGCGUCGAUACUUUACAGUUAUAAAGUGUCCCACAUUUUUAGCGCAGCUUAGCAAACCGCGUAGCGUGACCGUAGUUGAUAGAUUUAAACAGAGUUUAUAGAUAAGUUUUCUUCACCGUAAAGUAUCGUCCGCGUCUCGUAACAAAAUCCCCUUCAAUUUAUUGUAAUUUAGCGUGACGCUUAAUCCCUCAAGUGGCGGCUAUGGCUGUCCGAAUCAUCGUUCGUCGAACGAGAUAAUCGAGCGCAUAUUUUGUAUUCGCGAAGAUAAAAAAAAAAAAAAAAAGAAAGAAAAGAAAAGAAAAAAAAAAUGGGCGACUCAUGUCAUGUUACAUUAACGUUUCUAUUGUUCACAGCGUUCACUAUUUAAUUAUAUUGUCGAAAGGACGCGCUGCUUAAGGGAUUAUUCGGUUUUUAAUCAUCACUUCGUAUACUUCGACCGAGUUGAGCGACGUGUCGAGUGCAGACAAAAAAGAAGAUGUAACGAAAUAACGAAAUAAUAAAAUAAAGGGAAACGUAGCGACAAUUGUUUGAAAGUGGAAGAGGGAAACGUGGUAUUCUCAGACGAGACAUCGCUUAUUCAGACGUCGGAGACGCGAGAGUUAUAGCGAAUCGUGAAGAAAGAGGGAAGAAAAACAAAGGUGAGAAAAGAUAAGGAGAGGAAGGAAGCGAGAGAAUGAAGAUUAAACGUAAGUUAUAGGGUGUUAAGGAGAAAAAUAGAAAAAGGCAAGAAUGAAAGAAAGAGGAAGAACAAGAAACAAAACAAAUUGAAAAGGAAGAAGGCUCGACGAUAGCGAUGGCGAAUCCGUCACGGUGCGCCGACUGACACGUUUUCGGACGGUUUAAAUAUACUUGUAGCGAAAUUAAGAAAUGCAUAUUAUUCUGCCGAUUAACGAGUAAGUGCGUAGAAUUCGUUUAACUGUAGAUAAAGAAAAACACGUACACAGUCACGUACGCGCGAGUGCAAGAUACAUUACCACCUGUAAUCGUUCACCCACGACCACCAAACCCACCCAUAUAUACACAGCGUACAAAACACAGGUACCGCAUAACAUAAAACAAACAAACAAACACACACACAUACGAACCUACAUAUAUGCAUACACAGGCGCAAAUACAUGUACACAAAACAGUUACAUUACUUAGACUCGGAGAUAACCGAAGUACGAUUUAAGAGACAAAAUAAUAAAACAAAAAGAUCACAAAAACGAAACGAAUGGAGGAGAGAAAGUGAGAAAGCGAGAGAGAGAGCGAGAGAGAGAGAGCGAGAGAGA
This is a messenger RNA of Bombus pascuorum, 13599 nucleotides long. It is a transcript of the gene Hr3, whose product is annotated as probable nuclear hormone receptor HR3. NCBI's taxonomy places the organism in Eukaryota, Metazoa, Arthropoda, Insecta, Hymenoptera, Apidae. The coding region runs from base 3831 to 5855 and encodes 674 amino acids. Gene Ontology annotation, molecular function: zinc ion binding; RNA polymerase II cis-regulatory region sequence-specific DNA binding; nuclear receptor activity. The transcript has 8 exons. Gene Ontology annotation, biological process: regulation of transcription by RNA polymerase II. Gene Ontology annotation, cellular component: nucleus. The record is from RefSeq and is a predicted model, not a curated record.